AUGAGGAAUCCUUUAAUAUCGGAAUGGUUUCAUGAUCAAAGAUGUUAUUCCACUAAGAUUGAAGGAACUGUUAUUGGCAUAGAUCUAGGCACGACGAAUUCUUGUGUCGCUGUUAUGGAGGGAAAACAUGCAAAAGUUUUAGAAAAUUUUGAAGGGUCGCGAACUACACCAUCGGUUGUUGGCUUUACCGAAGAUGGGACUGAAUUGGUGGGUGCAAGCGCAAAGAGACAAGCCAUUUAUAAUGCGAAAAACACAUUUUACUCGACUAAACGGUUAAUCGGGAGGAAAUUCAAAGAUCUGGAGAUCCAAAAAAUUAUUAAAACUAUGCCAUUUACAGUGCUUGAGGGGAAUAACGGAGAUGCAGUAAUUGAAGCCUCUGGACGCACAUGUACCCCGAUAGAGAUUGGGUCUAUAAUUGUGAAAAGGAUGAAAGAAGUGGCCGAGAAUUACCUCGGUGAAAGCGUGUACAAUGCGGUGCUUACUGUUCCUGCUUAUUUUAAUGAUGCACAGCGUCAGGCUACUAGGGAGGCCGGACUCCUAGCCGGGUUGAAUAUAUUGAGGGUUAUAAAUGAACCUACAGCAGCUGCGCUUGCAUAUGGUCUUGAAAAAGUCGAAGACAAAUCUAGAAUUGCCGUCUAUGAUUUGGGUGGGGGAACCUUUGAUGUUUCAAUUCUGGAGAUUCAAAGAGGUGUCUUUGAAGUCAUGUCAACAAACGGAGAUACUUUUCUCGGCGGAGAAGAUUUUGAUAGUUUAUUAUUAAGCUUUUUAAUAAAACAACUUGAAAAAAACGUAAUGUUAAUCGCAAGCUGA
Molecule: messenger RNA, 810 nt
Organism: Protopolystoma xenopodis
Lineage: Eukaryota; Metazoa; Platyhelminthes; Monogenea; Polystomatidea; Polystomatidae
Source: the annotation of a GenBank genome assembly